Molecule: messenger RNA, 2575 nt
Organism: Polyodon spathula (Mississippi paddlefish)
Lineage: Eukaryota; Metazoa; Chordata; Actinopteri; Acipenseriformes; Polyodontidae
Gene: rars2
Product: arginyl-tRNA synthetase 2, mitochondrial
Exons: 20
Coding region: 116-1864 (582 amino acids)
Biological process (GO): arginyl-tRNA aminoacylation; mitochondrial translation
Cellular component (GO): cytoplasm; mitochondrion
Molecular function (GO): ATP binding; arginine-tRNA ligase activity
Source: RefSeq, a predicted model, not a curated record
CACGCGGGGUGAAUGUCAUCAGAGAGCCGCGACAGAGGCAACGUGUUUGCAGAGUGAAACGAGCCCUUGUUACACUGGGAACUGCAUGCCAUUGUAGAAAUACCCGUAGGACUCUAUGCAAAUGGCUUGUUAUUUCCGAAGGGCGAUAGCAUCGCAGCUCUCCCGGGUUUUGGGACCACCAGAGGAGACGUUUAUUACAGCAGUGUCAGCUGUCCCUGUCUCCAAAAAACGGCAAUCUGCUGACUUCCGAGUCUCUGUGAGCGCCCUCAUAGAGCACGGCUGUAUCGAGUCCUCAGCAGAUAUCCAGGCUCAAACAGUGGAGCUGGCACAGCAGCUGAGAUGUGACGCUGUGGUGGAUGAGAUUGGCAUUGGCCAUGGGACAAUACAUUUUAAAAUAAACAGAAAUCUCCUGGCAGAAAGAAUUCUUCAGAAAGUCUUUAACGAUGGUCCACAUUUUGGGGUCAAAAGUGAGCUUUUCCAUCAGCGUCCAAAAGGAAGAACUGUGGUGGAAUUUAGCUCACCGAAUAUUGCGAAAAAAUUUCAUGUGGGCCACUUACGCUCCACUAUAAUUGGUAACUUCAUAGCGAACCUGAAAGAAGCUCUGGGCAAUUCUGUAACAAGGAUCAAUUAUCUUGGUGACUGGGGCAUGCAGUUUGGUUUGCUGGGAGCUGGUUUUCAGCAGUUUGGCUCAGAAGAACAGUUGAAAGCGAAUCCCCUACAGCACCUUUUUGAUGUCUAUGUGCAAGUCAAUAAGGCAGCUGAAGACGAUGAGAAUAUAAAGAAUAAUGCGCAGGAAUUCUUUAGGAGGCUUGAAAAUGGGAACAACCAGGCUUUAUCACUCUGGCGACACUUCAGAGAAAUCAGUAUUGAAGAAUAUGCCAGAAUCUACAAGCGUCUAGGUGUGCACUUUGGGCAGUACUCUGGAGAAUCUCUAUACCGGCAGAAAUCUCAGGAGGUGUUAAACCAACUGGAAGCGCAUGGACUCCUGAGGAAAACAGAGAGAGGUACUGGUGUGGUUGAUCUCUCCCCAGCCAGCAACAUGUCGUUCUAUGCCACCGUGGUACGAAGUGAUGGGACGUCUCUUUACAUAACCAGGGAUAUUGCAGCUGCUAUCGAUCGAAAGAAUGCAUGGAAUUUUGACGAGAUGAUUUAUGUGACGGAUAAAGGUCAGCAAACCCAUUUCCAGCAGCUGUUUCAAAUCCUGAAGGUGAUGGGAUAUCAGUGGGCUCAACGCUGCCAGCAUGUCCCCUUUGGGUUGGUUGAAGGGAUGAAGACCCGGAGAGGUGAUGUUGUCUUCCUGGAGGAUGUGUUAGAUGAGGCUCGCGCCAGAAUGCUGCAAAACAUGAGCCUGUCCACAACAACCAAAGACUUGGAGGACCCAGGAGACACUGCAGAAAAGGUGGGAGUUAGCGCUCUUAUUGUCCAGGAUUUUAAAGGACCUCUUCUCUCUGAUUACAAGUUUGACUGGGACAGGGUUCUGCAAAGCCAAGGAGAUACAGGGGUGUUCUUGCAGUACACACACGCCAGACUGUGCAGUUUGGCGCGCCUGUGCGGGGCUGGAGGUGGGGAUGAAGUGUCUCUGAGAGCAGCUUGUUUGCAGGACCCUCCUGCUACGGUGAUACUGCAGCACAUUCUACGGUAUGAUGAGGUGCUCUACCAGUCUUCUAAAGACCUUCAGCCCAAACACCUUGUCAACUUUCUCUUAACACUCUGUCACCUGGUAGCUGUUGCUCAUAAAACUCUACCUGUGAAGGGCAGCUCCUCUGAAGUAGCACAGGCGAGACUGCAGCUGUUCAAGGCUACCUGUGGUGUUCUGGCCAAUGGUAUGAGACUCCUUGGCAUUACACCGGUUGAGAAGAUGUGAACCAGAGAUGCCAGCUUCCAGUUCAGUCAUUUAAACCUAGUUUUACAAAUGCCUUUAUGAAUAAUACUAAAUUAAAGUUUAUCUACAAUUGUGCCAUAUUGUCCUUAAUUUUCCCAAUCCUGUUUGGGGACGGGGAGGUAAUGAGGGGAGCAGAUCCAAGCUCAGGUGAGAGGAGACAAGCAUUCGUCUUUAAUUUGCUCACGCCAACAGUAUUCAGUAUGCCGGCUCUUUCUGUAUAGAGCAAAUAGUACUGGGACAAACGCAGGAUUUUCACGUUCGGAUAUUAGCUCAUAAUUUAAAUAUUUGUUCAGCUAUUAGUUUGUUUCUCAAAAAGUAAUAAAAGCCAUUGUAUUGCUCUUUACAUAGGCUAAGACGACACAGCAGCAGGGGCAGGGGGUGUGUGCCUUUCUUUUACAGCAAGACCUUACAAUAUGUAAUACGUUCAAAAAAUAUCCCAGGAGUAAAAUAAUAAGUUAUGUAGGACUUUACCCCAGUGAAUUAACUACAAAACAAAGAAUGCCAGAUAGCAGUUCAAAUUAACCCUUUGUUUAUUCCUGAAAUAGUACAUAAAAUGCAUUGUCAACUUCAUUUUUUCCAUUCCUUACCAUUGCCGUUUCUUCGCAGUAAGCAGUGGCCAUCGACACAUUGGCUUGAUUCAUGCCAAAGCUGCCCGAUUCCAGCCUUGCUGCAGCCCCCCCAGAUCAUCACCGA